Messenger RNA from Exaiptasia diaphana, 1498 nucleotides. RefSeq names its product ankyrin repeat domain-containing protein 39. Lineage: Eukaryota; Metazoa; Cnidaria; Anthozoa; Actiniaria; Aiptasiidae. Gene Ontology annotation, molecular function: protein binding. The transcript is spliced from 3 exons. The record is from RefSeq and is a predicted model, not a curated record. The coding region runs from base 125 to 658 and encodes 177 amino acids.
GGUGAAAAGUAAAGUAGUACGAGACUUACAUUUGUAAAAUCACUAUAUCGAKAGAAUAUCAAAUUCUUGUACAAGUGAUUGAUGUUACAAAAUGCUAGAUUAACUAAGAAUUGGAUAACAUGCGAUGGAGGGCUGCAAUCAAAACUGUAGUUGCCACUCCAAUCCAUUUGGUCAAACCAUGUCUGAAAUGGAUUUUGAACGUGGUAUCUGGACAUCAGCAAUGAAUGGUGACCUAGGACGCAUUGAGUCGUACUUAGAGAAAGGAGGUGAUCCUAAUGCCACUGAUACAUCUGGAUACACAGCUUUGCAUUAUGCCAGUCGUAAUGGAAAAUUCAAAGUGUGUCAAGUUUUACUAAGCCAGGGAGCCUGUCCAAAUGUGCAGACAAGGUCUGGUAGWGUAACACCUUUGCACAGGGCAGCAUACAGUGGUCAUCUAGGCAUAGUUACAUUGCUCCUUCAAUACCAAGCUAACCCUAUACUAUGUGARACUGAUGGACAAACACCACUGCAUAAGGCUUCGGAAAGAGGACAUAAGGAUAUAAUCCAGCUUUUAGUSGACAAAUCUCCAGAAUUAACUCACAUUCAAGACAAACGAGGAAGAACACCAUUAGAUGUCAUUCCCCCAAAUGCACCAGACCUAAAAAGUCUUCUCCAGUAAUUGUUGUCAAUUGCUUUAUUUAAAAGCAAUAUAAUUGUCAGGAGUGUUUAUAUUUCCAUUAUUACAUUUUUAACUAUAGCAAAACAUACAAAAACUUUAUGGCUUAUUUUAUAACAUUUUCAUUUCAAUGGAAACAUAAGCACUGCCUACACUAGUUUACAACUGCUAGUUGAUUUAUGCUUUACUUGAAAUACUAAAAACAUCAUUUUUCAUUACCACUAAUAGACUUUGAGAAUGUUUAGAAUACAUGUAGAUCAAUAUUAUUUUCAAGAAGCUGCAAUCAAAAUAGAAGUCAAAUUUUAAAAGCUGUAGUUUUGCAGGUACAGAAUCUAUAUUAUAUUUGCAAAAAUGACUUGUUUUGAACAGAAAGAAAAGUAAUACAAUGGGAUUUCAAMCUCUGUGAUAUAAAUCAUGAAUUUCCCAUUAAAUAAAUUCAAAAGUACUUUUAUCUUAUGCUCAGUAUUGGCAUGUUAGUAAAUGUUUGUAUUAAGCACACAUACCUUCAUAUACAAAGUGUGAAAUAUGGAACUAAUUUUACUUUAUUCCAAAAUCCAAUUCAUUCUUUGGUCAACCAAUGAUAUACAACAAGCUAAUACUGAGRGAUUAAAUAAAACUAAAGAAUGAUUAUACGUUAUUUUCCUAGGAAUAACACGUUGUACAUGUAGAUAGCAAUGCGGCAAUGAAGAAAAAUGAAUAUUUUGCCUUGCUGUCACAUAGCAUAAUGUCCAUUGUACAAUGUCAAGCUUUGUCUUUAUCAUGUCUUGCAGUAUAGACCAUGUAUGCAAUUUUUACUGAUGUAAUGAAUAAUCCAACAAUGAUGAUCACCAGUUACUACUUUGA